Akanthomyces muscarius is the source of this 906-nucleotide messenger RNA. RefSeq lists its product as uncharacterized. NCBI's taxonomy places the organism in Eukaryota, Fungi, Ascomycota, Sordariomycetes, Hypocreales, Cordycipitaceae. Bases 1 to 906 code for a protein of 301 amino acids. The record is from RefSeq and is a predicted model, not a curated record. The transcript is spliced from 3 exons.
AUGCGACCCGUUGCUCCAGAGGACUUCAUUCUUCGUACGGCCAAACGCCUCCACGAGAUCAAGAAACCCAGCCUCACAGUCUCUGAGCUCGCCGAGUUCAAAGCCAACGUCUCCUGUCUGGAAUUCAGCACCGGCAGGCCCAGCAACUCCAACUGUCCGGAGCUGCUCACGCUCAGAAGCGUACGGGACAUCCGUAACUUUGUGAAUGAGGUCGAGCCGUGUAUCGAGGACGGCACCGACGAGUGGAGAAACUUCGUGCCCGAGACCCCCUUUCGCAGCGACUCGGAGGCGAUGGGAUGCUACCGUUCGGCAAAAUACCUUUCCACUAUUGUGCAGGUCUGGCUGGAUGCUUUCCCCAAGAAAUGGCCCAAAACCCUAGAUAUCGCCAACAAACGGCGUCAAGGCACACUGCUGCGGCAGACUGAUUGGAGGGAGCGCAGUGAUCGAGCUGCAGAGAGCUGGCUAGGCGCGGAUGACGAGGACAAGUACAUAUGGAGAUCCGAAAUCACGUAUCAUGGUCUUCUGCCCAUCGAGUACGGUCAGGGCAAGCCUCCCUGCGAUCCCAACAUGCCGCAUGCCAUCUAUCACGCCGUCGACUCUACGCCUUUCGAUGACCCUAUCAUCAGGAUGAGCGAGUUCAAAAGUAUCGUAUUCCUCGCCAUCGUGAAUAACAUGAAGCCAGGUUACAACAACCUCGAUUGUUUCGGCGUUACUGUUCUUUCUUUCUGGAAAACCAGCGUCCGCAUCGUGCAAGGCCUUGUCAAUCUGAAGACGCGAAAUAUCGAUCCUCGGGUAUCAAAAAUACAGGACUUUUCCAAUGGCUUUUGGAACGACGGUGUAAUUGACGACCGAUUUCUCGCGCUUCUGGCGUACAACUGUGGCGAAGUCGUCCCACUACGAAAAUAG